Populus trichocarpa (black cottonwood) is the source of this 3564-nucleotide messenger RNA. Its product is annotated as subtilisin-like serine-protease S. The record is from RefSeq and is a predicted model, not a curated record. Bases 1008 to 3323 code for a protein of 771 amino acids. The transcript is spliced from 12 exons. Lineage: Eukaryota; Viridiplantae; Streptophyta; Magnoliopsida; Malpighiales; Salicaceae. Gene Ontology annotation, biological process: proteolysis. Gene Ontology annotation, molecular function: serine-type endopeptidase activity.
UCAGGGAUAUCUUGGAGCCAUAGGGUAUUGGGUGUCAAUUUUUUUGUUUAUACGAGCUGGGGGGGCUUUAGUUCUUAGCAAGUGUAUUUAUGAAUACAUUUGCUAUUCUCUUAUGUUUUUGACCUUGAUGCCUGGAUGAGGUGAAUACCAGCCAGGGUAAAUGCAUACCAUUGCCUAGAAUCGGUCAAACGAGCACCAACAAAAAAUGGUUCUGUAUAGUGAUUUAUUAUUCUCUUAUUGUCUCAAAGGGUUCUGAGGAAAAGUUGCAGUUUGGAUUUUUUAAUAUGGAGUCCAUCCCUUUGCAGCCGUUUAGGACAGGCAGCAGCUUGUUUAUUUGAGUUAUUUUCUUUUGUUAACAUAUCAUUACAUAUGCUCAAGUUUCAAUUGAUUUGGUAUUCGGAUUAGUUACCAGGAAACUCCCUCAAUGCUUUGUCUUGGUAUGAAUCUUUGGCCAACAUGGAUCUUGGUUAGUACCUGCGGUUUCACUUUGCAGAUAAGGAAAAAGUGUACGAACACAAGUAAAUCAAUAAACGCAAAAUUUAUGCCUGUGGUUGCUGUGUUCCAGAGAUGCACAGCUGCUGUUCAAUGGAUGCAGCAGUCAUGUGGAUGUAGUUGAGUUCUGGACACACUUUUCUGUCCUUUGUCAGCUAAUGAAUGGAAGUCAUAAGAGCCGAACACUGGAUUUUGUGCAGUUAAUGAGUCAAAGUGUUAAUCAUCUCAACAGCAAAGUCUUUUACCCCCUCAUUUUGGGAACAACAGCAGCGAAACUAGGAAGCCUGUGGGCCCUUUUAUUGCUGCUUCUUUUCAGAGCUUGCCGUGAUAAGGAGCGAGAUCAUGCAAAAAAGGAAUCAAGCAGGAGGUCCUGAUCCUUCUUUUUUAUUUUCCUCGCAUAAAAUGCAUCUCUGGCCAGGUUCAAGCAAUUAAGUCACAGCACAUUAGAAAUAUCAUCCAAGUCAUUCCUUGGAAGCUGGACCAGGUCUCAACUCGGAAACACUUCCAUUUGGGUAAUGCAAAGAGAUCAGACACAAAUAUGUGAUCGAUUUUCGUUGUUCACAUGGGCACCACAGUUUAUUCUUCGGCGAGUUGCACAAGUUCAUGGAGCCACAGCCACUGAGAAGACAAAGCAUUAUAUAGUUUACAUGGGAGAGCAUUCACACCCUAAUGAAGAAUCCGUGAUCAAUGAUAACCAUGAGAUACUUGCUUCAGUUACUGGAAGUUUCGAUGAAGCGAAGGAAGUAGCUCUUCACCAUUAUACGAAAAGCUUUAGAGGUUUUUCAGCCAUUCUAACACAAGAGCAAGCUCAGCAGCUUGCAGAAAGUGAUUCGGUUGUUUCUGUGUUCGAGAGCCGAACGAAUCAGCUCCACACAACGCAUUCAUGGGAUUUUUUAGGCGUAAACUCUCCCUAUGCGAAUAACCAAAGGCCAGUGACUUCGUCAGUGUCUGAUGUUAUUGUUGGUGUCAUUGAUACAGGAUUUUGGCCCGAGUCUGAGAGCUUCAGCGAUACAGGCUUAGGCACUGUGCCUGUGAAAUUCAAGGGAGAAUGUGUUGCUGGUGAAAAUUUUACAUCAGCUAACUGCAACAGAAAAGUUGUAGGAGCACGGUUCUACUUCAAAGGAUUUGAAGCAGAAAAUGGGCCCUUAGAAGAUUUCGGUGGCACUUUCUUCCGAUCAGCACGAGACAGUGAUGGCCAUGGAUCCCACACUGCCUCAACUAUAGCUGGAGCUGUGGUGUCUAAUGUUAGCUUAUUUGGGAUGGCCAGAGGUACUGCAAGAGGUGGUGCACCAUAUGCCAGACUUGCCAUCUACAAGGCUUGCUGGUUUAACCUGUGCAAUGAUGCUGAUAUUCUUUCUGCCAUGGACGAUGCAAUCAAUGAUGGAGUUGAUAUCCUUUCUCUUUCCUUUGGUGCUAACCCUCCUGAGCCUAUUUACUUUGAGAGUGCAACUUCUGUUGGAGCUUUCCAUGCAUUCAGGAAAGGAAUAGUUGUGUCUUCUUCAGCAGGGAACUCAUUUUCCCCAAAGACUGCAGCCAAUGUUGCUCCUUGGAUCCUCACUGUUGCUGCUAGCUCUUUGGACAGGGAAUUUGACUCAAACAUUUAUCUUGGAAAUUCACAAAUUUUGAAGGGUUUUUCACUAAAUCCUCUGAAAAUGGAAACCUCAUACGGUUUGAUAGCUGGAAGUGAUGCAGCUGUACCAGGUGUUACAGCAAAGAAUGCGAGCUUUUGCAAGGACAAUACUCUAGACCCUGCAAAGACUAAAGGGAAGAUUGUGGUGUGCAUAACUGAGGUUCUUAUUGAUGAUCCAAGAAAAAAGGCUGUAGCUGUACAACUAGGUGGAGGUGUAGGAAUUAUAUUGAUUGAUCCAAUUGUCAAAGAAAUUGGCUUUCAGUCUGUAAUACCAAGCACAUUAAUCGGUCAAGAAGAAGCACAACAACUUCAGGCUUAUAUGCAAGCACAAAAGAAUCCAACUGCAAGAAUUGCGCCAACAGUUACUGUUUUGAACACAAAACCUGCACCCGAAGUGACAGUGUUUUCUUCACAAGGACCAAAUAUUAUAACCCCGGAUAUCAUCAAGCCAGAUAUUACAGCUCCUGGUCUGAAUAUUUUGGCAGCAUGGUCUCCAGUGUCAACUGAUGACGCAGCUGGGCGAUCCGUGAACUACAACAUAAUCUCUGGAACCUCCAUGUCUUGCCCACAUGUUUCAGCAGUUGCAGCAAUCUUGAAAUCUUACAGACCUUCUUGGAGUCCAGCAGCGAUAAAGUCAGCAAUAAUGACAACAGCUAUAGUCAUGGAUAACACUCGAAAACUUAUUGGGAGAGAUCCAGAUGACACCCAGGCCACACCUUUUGACUAUGGAUCCGGACACAUAAAUCCACUAGCAGCAUUGAAUCCAGGACUAGUUUAUGACUUUGAUUCCAAUGACGUUAUUAAUUUUCUCUGCAGCACUGGUGCAAGGCCUGCACAAUUGAAAAAUCUCACAGGACAGCCAACUUAUUGCCCAAAGCAAACUAAACCAUCAUACGAUUUCAACUACCCCUCGAUUGGCGUGUCUAACAUGAAUGGAAGCAUAUCAGUGUACAGAACAGUUACUUAUUAUGGUACAGGACAAACUGUUUAUGUUGCGAAGGUUGAUUAUCCACCUGGUGUUCAAGUUACAGUGACACCUGCUACUCUCAAGUUCACAAAGACAGGCGAAAAACUGUCUUUCAAGAUAGAUUUUAAACCUCUGAAGACUAGUGAUGGGAAUUUUGUGUUUGGAGCUCUGACAUGGAGUAGUGGUAUUCACAAGGUCAGGAGUCCUAUUGCUCUGAAUGUGCUUUCGUUGUAGAAACAAGCCCUCUACUGCUGAUAGCUUUCGUAGCUAAUUUUGAGUUCACUAAGGUGUAUGCCUUUAUCUUGCAAUAUCCUAUCACAGAAGAUAUGAUGCAUUCAAAGUUCAUAUCAGUUUAAGAAAAUUCAUAUGCUAAGGAUCAUGCAAUUCUCCCCUUUGCAUUAAUUUUUUUACACACUUCAGACUACAUCCCAUUUUUGUCAAACAACUAGUUGUGGCCACCAUGCCCACGCGAGAA